Messenger RNA from Anopheles nili, 1753 nucleotides. RefSeq lists its product as uncharacterized. Lineage: Eukaryota; Metazoa; Arthropoda; Insecta; Diptera; Culicidae. The record is from RefSeq and is a predicted model, not a curated record. The transcript has 5 exons. Bases 187 to 1131 code for a protein of 314 amino acids.
CUGGUUGGAUCGUGCUGUAGCAAUUCUUCGACAGUUCCUGGCAGAUCCCGGUUGCUCUCUCUCUCUGUCUCUCGCUCUCUUGCUGCCUGAGCUGUCUCACUCACUCUUGCAUCCUCCCAUCCCGCCCAACCGGGUGGUCGACAUCUUCCCGCAAAGACAGCCUAGUCAGACCUAGAGACAGACACGAUGUCAGACACCGAAGCCGACGCACACGCCAGUAGCAACGGAAGUACUACAAACGGAACACCUCAGCCGCUACUACCCUCACAGAAAGUCCUCGAGGAAGAGGAGGCUGAGCGGCUGGCUGAGGAGGAACGCAAGCGGAACCGUGAGCCGCCCAUCAUCUUCAAUGAGGUUGAUUCGAAGCUGGAACUCGAGCGCCUGGUAGACUUCGUUGAUGGCAAGCUAUCUGAGGACGAGCAGGAAGCAGUUGAUCAACUGCACCAGUACCUGUUGCUCGGUGAGGGCGCCUGGACGUUCGGUGACUGCUUCCUCGUGUUCGUAGGACGCAUUUUCCGCGACCAGCAGUGCUUUUCGACAGACGUACGCGUACACCUGCUGAGGGCGCUUGCAAACGCCGCACUCAAGGAGGACAUCAUACUCCUGCUGCACCAGGACCGUAAGGAACACGUGCUGAUGAACUUUGCCCAGGACAUUGACCGGCACCCGCCAGAGGAGCAACAAUCUAUCGCGCUAUUCAUGUGCAACCUGUUCGAGAACAACAACGCCUCCGAGUGGUUGCUGUACAUCUCCGAGUGGAACUACAAUGGGCUGGUAACGUCCAACAUCCGUGCGACGACGAAGGUGGCCGUACACUGUCUGUUGGCAACCUGCCCCCGAUUGCAGGACAUUGGAACUGCGCUCGUGCACAACAUCGCCUGCAAGGAAGUGAAGACGGUCGUGUUUGAUGAUGUCGCCGUCGAGAUUUCGAUGGCACUGCUGCAGUUCUUCAACAACUCCCCGACCGAGGAGCACCUCUUCCGUACGAUGAAGGCACUGGCGAAAUUUGUGCAGGUGUCACCGGAUGUGCCACAGUUCGUGCAGAUGAUCGGACCCCACCCGAAGAACUUCAAGGGCAAAAGCGAACGGGUUGACGGACUGAUUGAGCAGAUCAGCAAGAAGAUCCGCUAGCUCUCAUUCCCGUCACCCGUCACACCCGUACCCGUUUUCCAUCCUAUCUCGGCACUCUAACACGAGGUUGUCCUGGGGGAAAGGGUACCUGUUCUUUGCUUCUUCAGGCGAGUCUGGUUGAUCAGACAAGUUCCCCACUGAAGUGAUCCCCGUCGGUAACCGAGCAUUUUGGUGUUUUGCGUUUUUUCGUCCCCUCCCCCUCGUAAACAGGCAUUUCGUUUCCAUUCUCACACACACGCGCGGUUACUUCUCUCUUCCGGGAGCCUUUUUCCAGUUUGUAGAUGAGCUCUAACCUUGCUUUCUAAGUAAUGCAAGGGAAAAGAUCCUAGAGGAGCUUGAUAGAUCCAGCUCCAAAGAUAACGCAGAGUUAUGAGAGGGGGAGGAAAGCAAUGCAGAAGUACGAGUAGGGCUGAGUUGAGAGGUAGGGCUCCUGAGAAAAGAGAGGUUAAUAGAUAGAGAACCCCUUAACGUAGUAGAGUAGACGCGUGGGCCGCCCGUAUGUGACCGAUGGAAUUGAUCUUUCUUCCUUUCUUACCAUCUUAAUUUUCCUUCUUGCAAUUAAUGACCGAAAGCAUGGCGAGACAAAACUGAGUAAACGAAUAAACUUAAAGUAACCUGUACA